UACAAUUCUCUGCCUUUGAACAAACUAAAAGAAAAAAAAAAUCUUAAAAUGGCAUCUUACCACACCCGUUCUUACAGUUUCCCCUCAAAAUCUCACCCAGUUUCUGAUGAAUUGGAUGCAAGUUUGUGCAGAUUGAGAUCGUCUCAAGCUGCCUCUACUUCAUCAGUAACCAACAAACUUACCGACCUUAAGGAUUUAUACAAGUGCGUCGAUGAGUUUCUUCAACUGCCUCUUAAUCAAAAAAACGUAUCUCAAACUCAAUGCGUUGAGGAGGUGUUGGAUGGAUCUCUAAGGCUUCUCGACAUUUGUAGCACAUCGAGGGAUGUUUUGGUACAGUCAAAGGAACGCCUCCAAGACAUUCAAUCAGUACUAAGAAGAAGGUGUAGCGGUGAACUUAACAUUACCAAUGAAGUCGCUGAAUACUUUAAAACACGAAAAACAUCCAAGAAGAUCAUCAAGAAGUGCUUGAAAGACAUCAAGGAAGUCGACAACACUAACGAGGCCACUGUCCUUACAGAAGUACAAGCAAUGACAAUCGAAGUCUUCAAGUCGAUGUUAUCCUACAUUGGUGGAUCACAAAAAAGUAGCUGGUCUUUCACAAAAAAGAAGGAAACAACAACAUCCACCAGUGAAUUUGAUGUUGUUGAUGCUACUUUGGAGUUGGUGAUCAGCCAAAAAAAGAAAGCAAAUGUUGAUAUGUCACAAUUAGUGAAACUAGAAUCCGAAAUUCAAGAAAUUGAUGAAGUCUUGGAAUGCUUGUUUAGGCAUCUGGUUAAAACAAGAGCAACUCUUCUCAAUGUCCUUAGCAACUAGAACAAAAAAAUUCAUUCUUGUACAGAAUUUUUGAAAUGUACAUGAAAGUUAUAUACAGAUACUACCUCCGUUCUCUUUUAGUUGCAACGUUUGACAAAUUGCACUAUUCAUGUUCUCUUAUUUGACCACAUUUAUUGAUUUAUAUGUUAAACAAAAUAUAGUCA
Beta vulgaris subsp. vulgaris (sugar beet) is the source of this 977-nucleotide messenger RNA. RefSeq lists its product as hypothetical. Gene Ontology annotation, biological process: root development; shoot system development. Lineage: Eukaryota; Viridiplantae; Streptophyta; Magnoliopsida; Caryophyllales; Amaranthaceae. The record is from RefSeq and is a predicted model, not a curated record. The transcript has a single exon. The coding region runs from base 49 to 813 and encodes 254 amino acids.